Messenger RNA from Colius striatus (speckled mousebird), 2939 nucleotides. It is a transcript of the gene PLEKHN1, whose product is annotated as pleckstrin homology domain containing N1. Gene Ontology annotation, biological process: positive regulation of apoptotic process; response to hypoxia; 3'-UTR-mediated mRNA destabilization. The transcript has 16 exons. NCBI's taxonomy places the organism in Eukaryota, Metazoa, Chordata, Aves, Coliiformes, Coliidae. Gene Ontology annotation, cellular component: mitochondrial membrane; cytoskeleton. Bases 20 to 2041 code for a protein of 673 amino acids. The record is from RefSeq and is a predicted model, not a curated record. Gene Ontology annotation, molecular function: cardiolipin binding; phosphatidic acid binding; phosphatidylserine binding.
CUGCCGCGCGGCUCCCGGCAUGGGGAACAUAACUUGUGUCCCUCAGGCACCUGGCAGGCUGCGGGGCUCCUUCCGAAGGAAGCCUUCCCUCAAGAAAGAACAAAAUGGCAAGAAAAAACUGCCCAGCUUUUUUGGUAUAGAAGGAGGGCAGGAGGGAGAUACGACCACAGACAAAAUCCUGCAGUAUAUUCCAGGAAAGAGUAUUCAGAAUCAGGAAAACCAGAAAGAGAACUUGGACCAGAGGUUCCCCAGCCUGUUCAAGAAGGGACGAAGGAAAACUGUUGUCAGGAAUCUGGGCAAGAUCAUUUAUUACUCCAAGGUCAAGUUUAAGUUCCAGCACUGCCAGGAGGUGAAUGACUGCUUCUUGGAGCUGUUCCAGUCUUACCUGUACUUCCAGUCCAUGGGCUCCAAUGGACUCACUUACCAGGGACUGCUGCCUCUGAAAGAGCUGAACGUGUGUGAAAUUGAGCAGGGGAGGAGCACUGGGCAGGAGGCUCACGCCUUCCGCAUCGCAGGUCCUCUGCUGAAUCCCCUUAUCGUGUUCUGCCCUACUGAGUCAGAGCUGAAGCAGUGGCUUUAUCACCUGGAGAAACAGAUCCAGCUGAAUGGAGGAAGCCUUGGCUUGCCCUUCCUCUCUCAGAAUGAAUGGAAGCAGAGCUCCCUGGGGAAGGAGGAGCUGCGGUGGUCUGUGCAGAACAUGCCUGUGCAGGAGUGGAGAGGGACCCAGCGAGAAUCCCUUGGUGAUGUCCUCUGUGUUUCCAAAGUGAAGCUUCAGCACCUGCCUUUCCAGGAGCAGCACGACCGCCUGCUGGUGCUUUACCCUUCCACGCUGGUGAUCGUGUCUGAGGAGCACAACAGCCUCUGCUUUAAGGGUGAGCUGCCACUCAAUGCCAUCCAAGUGCUUUUUGAAGAGAACGAGAAAACUUCCUUUUUAAUAGAAGGCCGACUGAUCAACUCGAUCCGGGUGAUCUGCCACAGCUAUGAGGAUUACCAGGAGUGGCUCUACUGCCUCAAAACAGCCCAGUUCCGCAACGCUGACUCCUCCCUGUCCGGCUCAGAGAGCUUCUCAGGGUCAAAGCUGCCACACCACAGCCAGUUUGGUGGCAGUGGGAGAGGGUCACUCACUUCUGACGGCCGUACAAACUCCUGGGCCUCGGGAGGGAGAGUGGCCACGUUAACACACGUGUCCCAGAACAGCGGCUCUCUCCCCGACGGACAGCCCUUCGUGCUGAUGCCUGACAGCAGGAUGCUUGAAGACCCCCUCUCCCCUGGUUAUUCCCAGCCUCUCCACUGCCUGGCACAGGCCAACUGGCCAAGCACGGGCUUGCCAGCACAGGACCUACGGCGGGGAGGCAGCGCCAGGAAGUCCAAAAGCAAAUGUGGGCCCUGUGGGCAGCAGCUGCCCAGCCAGGACUCAGAGAGGAGCAUCUGCAGCCUCAUCCCUGAAAACCCCAAGGGCGAGCUCCUGUCCUGUGUGUACAACGAGCCCUACUCUGCACAUGGAUUGCACCAUCACCCUGCAGCUCCCCCACCACACCUGGACCUGAGCAGCCUGAACAGAUGGAGCUUGGUGGGCAGCCAGCCCUCCACAGCCUCCAGCUGCCUGGAGCCGCCGGCCGUGCCCCGCUCCCCGCUCUACGCCGAUCCCUACACCCCCAGCUCCAGCGUCCUGGAAGAGAGGAGGAGCUGCCAGCCCCUGCCCAGCACCCACUGCAGAGAGCUGCCCACAGCUCCCACCUACAGCACCCCGUGUCGCCUGCAGCUGCGGCCUCCUGCUGAUGCUGCUUAUCUUCAAGAGGUCUCUUCUCUGCAAGAGGAACAUCUGGGCCCUUCACUGCAUCCUCCAGAUGGGAACAUCAGCACUUACGACCUGCCUGAGGCCAGCUGCUCUCAGCAUGACUCUGCAGCCUACCACGACUAUGCUGAGCUCCAGAGCUUCCAGAGUGACUUCAGCUACGACAACCUGUGGGAAGCUGAGGUGAAGGCACCAGGCAGCCCUCACCCCCACCCAGCCCCACACCAGCAGUUCUACCAGGCCUGAGGGGAGACCUCCACAGCCAGGCACAGAAAAGCCACCAAGCUCUUUUCUUGCUGGGUUUCCCCUCCAGGGUGAGGAGCCAAGGGGGUACAUAAGCAAAGGGGAAGGUCCUUGCUCUGUGAAGGGCUGCUUCCCAUGUUCUGGCAGGUACAGAGUUCAAAUGGAUCCCCUAAAUCUGAGGGUGGGGACGAAGCACAAAGCCUCUGCAGCCCCAGAGGAGCAGCCUGUGUGCUGUGCUGAGCAUGCUUGUGGCUGCCCUGGCUCAGGGAGCCCUGGCUCAAUGCCACAGCAUUGCACCCCCCAACAUAAAAAGAACAAAAAGCUGGUCAGGCUCCCUCAGAUAAAAGGGACUUGGGUGUUGAGCCACCCAAAGGCCAAAGCAAAGGGCAGGCUGGUGGCUGGGUUAGUUGGAUCGUUUUCCUUUUUACCAAAGCCCUCAGACUAGUCACUCUGAGGAAUCCACUGAUCCCUGACAGGAGCUGCUAAGCCAAACCUUCCCUCAUCGAGCUCUGAAGCCUGCAGAGAUGCCUGAGACAUGCCCCAUCACAGUAUAUAAGGUUGGGAGCAAUAGCUGUGUCUUCCUGCAAGAUCAGAGGCAUGUGACAGGGUUGGAGGGAAGAAAUGGAUGGGAUGUUCUUUCCACUUGAUGCCAAAACAAUUCUUUCCUGCCUGGGAAGUGCUGGCUCCAAACCAUGGUGCUGAGCUGCAGUGUUCUGAGCCUGACACCUUGGCAGGUGCCAGCAAAUACGCCAAGUGGCUGGUGCUUACCAAAGUCUGCCCUGGAAAGGAUGCCCUGAGGUUCCUCCUGAGGGGGACUGUGUCCUUUCCUCCCACCCCUCUCUGCACAUUACUGGCUCACACUAAAUGCUGACUGAAAAUCCAGGGAGAGAGAGAAGGAAGG